Suillus plorans is the source of this 1854-nucleotide messenger RNA. Its product is annotated as aldehyde dehydrogenase. The coding region runs from base 310 to 1728 and encodes 472 amino acids. Lineage: Eukaryota; Fungi; Basidiomycota; Agaricomycetes; Boletales; Suillaceae. Gene Ontology annotation, biological process: aldehyde metabolic process. The record is from RefSeq and is a predicted model, not a curated record. Gene Ontology annotation, molecular function: aldehyde dehydrogenase (NAD+) activity. Gene Ontology annotation, cellular component: cytoplasm. The transcript is spliced from 11 exons.
CGUCAUAUGCGUCACUCGCUCGACUCGCUAGUACGUUGCGCUCGCCUAUACUCAUUCCUCUUCUUGAUCGGCCGUUUCGGAUCCCAACAAUACUUUGUACUUGCGGCCUUACCGCGGCCGGGACUUAGUUCAAGGUUCUUCCGAGUCUUUGACUAAGUAUGCUAUCACAGCCGGUAGUCUCAUUUCCCGUCGACCGGCUGUUUGUCCUUGAUCUGAACGAAACGUGUUGUUUUUAAACUGCUAGCCUUUUUGGGGCCUGCAACUUGAACUUGACUUUCACUUCAUCAUCCAUUGUUCUGCGACUCAAAGAUGUCGACAAUCGCUACCAUCCCAAAGAUUAGAGAUGCUCUUCGAGCGACCUUCCGUAGCGGUUUGACGCAUUCCAUACCGUGGCGUCAGCACCAGCUAUACCAGCUUGCACGCAUGGCGCAGAAUGAACGGGAGCUCAUUUGCGACGCCCUACAGAAAGACCUCGGAAAGCCAAGAACAGAGGUCCUGGGGAAUGAACUGGGCAGCGUCAUCAAAAGAGCUCUGAAGAGUGCAGAGCGGCUCCCGGAGUGGGUCAAGGCUGAACAUCCUGAGGUGAUUGAUCGGCAGAAGCCAUGGAACCCAACGAUAUACAAAGCUCCGAAGGGCACUGUGUUGAUAAUCUCACCAUGGAAUUUCCCUAUGAUGCUCUCUUUCCAACCUCUCACUGGAGCAAUCGCAGCCGGCUGCACUGUCGUACUAAAGCCCUCUGAGCUUGUUCCCACUUUCUCACAGCUCUUGGAGGAAAUUGUGCCAAAGUACCUCGACCCAAAUGCGUACCGUGUCGUUAAUGGUGCUAUACCUGAAACUACAAAGCUUCUGGAGCUUCAAUGGGACCACAUUUUCUACACAGGGAAUGGCAAAGUCGCUAGGAUCGUUGCCAGCGCUGCGGCUAAGCACCUGACGCCAAUGACACUGGAAUUAGGUGGAAAGAGUCCUGUCAUUAUCGACUCAGCAUACGAUAUCGAUCUUGCUGCAAAGAGGAUAUUGUGGGGCAAGUGUCACAAUGCAGGACAGAUCUGCGUGGCACCUGAUUAUGUCCUCGUACAACGGGACAAGCAGGAUGAGCUGGCGAGGGCGUUUCAAAAGCAUUAUAACGCAUUCUUCCCCAAGGGUGCGCUAGAUUCGCCAUCGUUUGGAAGUAUCGUGUCAGAUUCGCACUAUAAACGCCUCACCUCACUUCUUUCCCGCACAAAGGGUGAAACCGUUCUUAAGGGCCGCGCUGACGCUGCGAGGAAAAGACUCGAGCUCACCAUUGUCAAGAAUGUUGCGGGCGGCGAUUCAUUGCUAGAAGAAGAACUCUUUGGUCCGAUAUUGCCUAUCGUGCCCGUGGAUUCGCUCGAUCAGGCGGUUAACUUCGUCAAUGCACGAUCUCAUCCACUAGUUCUGUAUGCUUUCAGUGACAACGAGAGCGUGAAGCAACGACUUGUCUCGGAAACACAUAGCGGUGGUAUUGUUUUCAAUGACACCUUCCAACAGCUCGCUGUGAGUGAACUGCCGUUUACGGGAGUUGGCGAGUCAGGCUACGGAUACCAGUUUAUGAAAUAUACAUAUGAUACGUUCACGCAGCUUCGUAGUUCUAUUGACAUGCCGAAGGAGGCUGAGGCGAGCCUGGCGGUGAGGUAUCUGCCUCACUCGGAGGAGGCGGUGAAAGCCCUCACUGCUGCUGUGUAUACGCCUAUUCCACCAAGCCGCUUGUGAGGAGGGAUGAUGUGGGAACAUUGUUGCAUGUGUAAGAUAUAGGGGAUGCGCACAUGGAUAAUUCUAUACCUUGUACUAUUUUACCAAUACCCGACGGCCAAUGUCACAACAUUGUCACAAACUCCC